UCCCACUCGGCAAACCUCGGCAGAUUCCGGAACCAUAGGGUACUGGAAUCUGUUGAGGUUUGCCGAGUGUAAAGCUCCUGCAGUAAACAAUCAAGAUGGCCGCCUUCACCAGCAUGGAUCAGCGAUACAGUCGUAUAGAACAAUACUAAAAGGGUUGCCUAUAAAGGAGUCUAUGAUACAGUUUCUAGACUAGUUAGAUUUAUUUGAAAGGAUUGAUAAAGUAAUCAAUUAGAAUGGGGAAAGUAAAGAAGAUCAGAUUGAAGUUACACAAUGCUUCUGCUAAGAGUAAAAUCAACGUUGACAAUAAAACAAAGGAAGAGAUUAAUUUACCUAAUGAAAUCCCAUCCUUAAUACCGGUAGAUAGUAAGAACAUGGUUAUCAGUGCCAAUUUAUUCAGUGGAAUGAAUAUAGAUAAAACAAAUUUAACUCAAAGAUUACCAGAUUUUGAUGCCAGAAGUGCCAUCACCAGUAAGACGCUAAAAGGUCUUAGUAUGAAGAAAAAAGAUAAAUUAAAGUUACGCAGAGAAUAUUUUAUGCAGAAAAUAAAUGCCAUUGAAGUAAAUAAAAAGAAAGCUAAAGAGAAAAAGAAGCGUAUGAAGACUGCUAUUGUUGGGGAUAUGUCCGUUAUAGAAGAUGCGUUACCUACAUUAGAUUUACUCAUGAAAACAUCCACAUCUAAGGACAGUGUGCCACAUGUACCGAAGAAUCGUUGCGUACAGAAAGCUAAAAACAGAGUUAAAAAGGGUUUGAAUAAUAUGAAGAUGUUUAAACAGGUUUUAAAGCAUCCAGCCUUUCGAAAUGAUCCAGGAUCAACAAUCAAUGAACACUUACAUAAUAAAAUGAAACAAGAGGAACAAUAAAUAACAUAAUGACUACCCAGAACUCCCCAUACAUUCAACGGCACCUUAUCCAAAAGGUGCUACUCCAUAAAUCUUACCAAGGCUGUUCAAGUAUUGUAGUUGGGAUUAAUAUGUAUUUUUAUGCACCCAUAUUUUCAUGUGGAUGUACUAUGCCAUCACCUCUGUCCGUUUAUCGUGGAUUAAAAUUGACCCCAACCUUGACCCACAGAAGGUUGUUGAUCUUCUACAGGAACAACAGAUCUUGAAUGAGUUAGAUGGCAUAUUGUUUUUGUAUUAUUUCUUUUUCCAUUGUCAUGAAAUGUAAUUAAUAAAUAGAAACUUUUAUGCAAAA
Messenger RNA from Patella vulgata (common limpet), 1191 nucleotides. RefSeq names its product ribosome biogenesis protein SLX9 homolog. The record is from RefSeq and is a predicted model, not a curated record. Gene Ontology annotation, cellular component: preribosome, small subunit precursor; nucleolus; 90S preribosome. NCBI's taxonomy places the organism in Eukaryota, Metazoa, Mollusca, Gastropoda, Patellidae. Gene Ontology annotation, biological process: maturation of SSU-rRNA from tricistronic rRNA transcript (SSU-rRNA, 5.8S rRNA, LSU-rRNA). The coding region runs from base 234 to 860 and encodes 208 amino acids. The transcript has 6 exons.